GCAACCGCAACUUGUGCUUCGUCCACAUCCAACAUAUAGCAUGGGAGGUGGAGCACGGUACCCUUAUCCCAAACACGUCUGGUCUCCAGCCGGAGGCUGGUGGGCGCGCCCCUCAAACUGGAAGACGAACACUGCCAUCACCGCUGGCGGAAUUGCGGCCAUCGUGCUUGCGACAUGGAACAUUAGCAAGGACAAGGAAUGGAGAGACGUGGAACCUUCGAAGCCCAUUCCGUCCAUGAACUGGACUAAACAAUAUAAGGAUAGGGCGAAGUCGAGCGAUUCAUGAGUUGUACCAUGUUCGCAACAUUGCGAUCAUAGACUCGAGUAAACACGUUGACCUGUUCACUGCGCCGAAGCCGAAGAUGCGAACGGCCGGGCAUAUCUCGCUACGGCUCGAACAUGUUACUGUCCCUUGACUCACAUCGGUAACCCGACGUGAAGCUGAAUACUCUCCUCAACCACAGGGCCCUGGAGAUUGUGAUUGCCAAAGGUUGACCUCAGCGAGAGUGGAGCAGAGACUCCUGUAUCUUGGCUGUGACGCCCCUUGUCCGGAUAUUGAAUCUUCGGCAAGUACAAAGUCGUUGCUCACUUGUGUUGGUGUGCACGUCGCUGUGAUAUAGCUACGGACUUGGUCUUCUUACAGAUGCGCUGACGUUGCAUUGUCGUUCGUUCUUCGAGAGGGAUGCUUACUAGAGCUCGGCCCGGUCUUCCUGACUUCGCUUUUAGACUGGUUUCGCGCGUUUAUCCGCUCAAGCGACCGAACAUCUAGAUGGACC
Molecule: messenger RNA, 776 nt
Organism: Punctularia strigosozonata HHB-11173 SS5
Lineage: Eukaryota; Fungi; Basidiomycota; Agaricomycetes; Corticiales; Punctulariaceae
Exons: 4
Coding region: 41-286 (81 amino acids)
Source: RefSeq, a predicted model, not a curated record